This is a messenger RNA of Pochonia chlamydosporia 170, 663 nucleotides long. Its product is annotated as o-methyltransferase family 3. The coding region runs from base 1 to 663 and encodes 220 amino acids. Lineage: Eukaryota; Fungi; Ascomycota; Sordariomycetes; Hypocreales; Clavicipitaceae. The record is from RefSeq and is a predicted model, not a curated record. Gene Ontology annotation, molecular function: O-methyltransferase activity; S-adenosylmethionine-dependent methyltransferase activity. The transcript has a single exon.
AUGCCCAUCCCAAACACCACCCUCCUCUCCCUCAUCGAAGACACCGCCGAGCAACACCUCACCACCCCAGACCAACACCUCACCCACGCCCUCGCCAACUCAGCCCAGCACAACCUCCCGUCCAUAUCCAUCACCCCCCUCCAAGGCCAACACCUCUCCCUCCUCGCGCAGCUCACGCACGCGCAGUCCGUCCUCGAAAUCGGCACCCUGGGCGGCUACUCGACCAUCUGGUUCGCCAAGACGGGCGCCCGGGUGACCAGCAUCGAAAUCGACCCCAAGCACCGGGCCGUGGCGCUCGAGAACCUCCACCACGCAGGGCUGGACGCGAACAUCGUGCUCGGGGCGGCGCUCGACGUCCUGCCCAGGCUGUAUGAGGCGGGUGACAGGUUCGACUUUGUCUUUGUGGAUGCGGACUGGGGGGAGCAGUGGGAGUACUUUGACUGGGCGGCCAAGUUGACGAGGAAGGGGGGCGCAAUCUACGUUGAUAAUGUGGUGCAGAUGAUGAUGGGGGAUGGGGAGGAUGGUGUGAAGAGCGAGGGAAGUUUGGUGGUGAGGGCUGGGAAGGAUGAGAGGGUGAGGGCGACUUUGGUGCCGACUAUUUCGGCGCAUAAGAAUCCGGGGAAUGCGUUUAUUGAUGGGUUUCUGUUGGCGAUUGUGCUUUGA